AUGCGUAUUUUCAGAGAAAUGUUGGUUGUAAGUGUAUUUGUCGUGUUGGUCAUUGCCGGCUUUGAGUAUUAUGAUUUUAAAUGGACAACGUUUAAGCAGGAUUUCAGCAUAGUCGGCUGUGGUAAGUCCUCAAUGAUGUUUAUUAUCAUAGAAUGAGGUUUAAAGUUUAGGUUAAUUAGUUGUAGUGUUGUUCUAUUAAUAAUAAUAUAUACAUGUGUACAGCUUACUCAUGCUAUCAGAGAUUUUAGCCCCAUUUAUGAACAGCUUUGAGAAUUAUCAUAAUUAUUAUGAAUGGACACCGCGUUUAAUAAAAAAAAUGUUGGUAUAAUGAUGACUGUAUCAGUUAUCAUUAACAUAUCAGAAAAGCAUUAACUAGUUCAAUUUAUUGUAUUAGCUAUAAAAGAUUAUAUAAUAACGUUAAGAAUUCAAGAGCUAUCAUUCUAGAACGAUUUUUUUGUGCUUCCCAGAUUAUGACGUCAUACUGUGUAUUAUAACUGAACAGACAACAGCAAAAUCUUAUCAACGAUUUGUUAACUCAAUAACAAAGUACUCUAUGCCGAUUUUACUAGUAUGUAUAGGCCGCAUAGUUUAGUUAUACGGACCAGCCUUAAGUACUAGAUAAAACAUAUGAGCAGCCGAUCUUUAUCUGAUAUACAAACUCGAUCGAGCCGAUGGCGAGAGUUUGUAUAUCAGAUAAAAAUCGGAUGCGAAUGUUUUAUCGCGCUUAAAAAGCGACCCAUCUUAUGAGUUUAUUGCCGAAGUAAUUUUAAAAAUAAACAUAGUCUAAGCCGAGAUUUUAUUUUAUGUAAAUCAGGACAAACUUUAUUCGAUUUACAAACAUUGAUUAAACAUUCAUUUCUUUUGUAUUUUCCUCUUUUUUUAUUUUUCUUUCGGCGUUUUUUAAUCGCAGAUAUGAUAAAGGUUCCUUGUUAUUAAAAUUAUACUCAUUAAUAAAAUUAUGAAAUACCUGGAAUGCACGCAAUGUCAUUUUACAGUAGAGCGCGGCAAAACGAAGACUCUCGUCACCCGAUCAUCCGUGCCAAAUCAAUUGAUGAUUCCCCUUGUUGCGUUUUCGUAUCGCUUUGCAUUGUGGUUGUAGUGGUAUCACUGAUAUUCAAGAUGGCUAAUUUUUUUGUCCUGACCCGUGCAAGAACUUUUAAAAAAAGCUUGCGUCUGGUGCGCGAUAGCGAACAGCAAAAUAUUGGCGAAAACAUUCAAUAUUUUCAUUCGAGGGCGCUAUCUUUAUCAGUGCAUGAUACCACUAUAACAACAAUGCAAAGCGCUACGAAAACGUAAUAAGGGAAAUCAUCAAUUGUAACACAGAAGAGUAAUUUCAAAAUUAUACAAAUAUUACUGAGCCAAAAAGCUAGCAGACACGGAGCUAAGUUUUUUUAAUGUUUUAAUACAGCAACUACGAGUUAAAACAUUUGUUAUCCAUUCUAUAAAACUUCUAAACGUUUAAAAAGUCAUUUAGAGAUACUCUCAAGUUUCUUGCAGACUGCAAAAAAUGACGACAUAAGCUUUCUACACGUUAUCGACUUUUGUAUUUGUCCGCUUUAAAGUAAUUUUAUCACAAUUAAAAAUAUUGUUCGAGUUAAAAGUUUUUUGCGUGAUAACUUUUUUGGAAAUUUUUAUGUUGUUUUCAAGUAAAAUUUUGAUUGUAAUUAUAAUAUAAGUGGGAUAUAACGGACAAUUUGAUUGGCUAAUGUGCGUGCGUUGUGACGCAAUAAUGGAAUGUGUUCCGUGGCACUGCCUUGCUCUUUUUGUGUCCCCUCCCCGCUUUAUCUGUGCUUUUUAGCCAAAUAUAAACAGCUAUAGAACUAUAAAGCUUUUAAAUUGAAAUACAAAAUGUAUCAGAAAGCAAGAAGGAAUAGACCAAAGGAACAAAGCAAUAUUAUCUAUAGUUCUACAUGUAAAAACAGUAUAAAAAUUAACUGACUUGGCCUUCGUCGAAUUUGUUUUUGUUCCGAAAAGAGAAAACUGUGCAAAAUAGUCGAGAUAAACUUGAAAAAGAUACAGGAAUAACAAAAACAUAGGAAAAAGGCAACAAAAACUGAACAUAAGUGAUUUAGAAAGUACCUUCAAUGCUUCUGAUAAAAACUGCUAGAUAUAUUUUCGGCAAAAGACAAAAAAUACAAUAAUUUCAAAAAUUGAAACUGAACAACACGACGAAUUUAACGUCCUUCAUGGCAAAUCCGGUAGCCCAAAUGCUAAAAAUCAUUAGCAGAUCAGUCUGUGUGUUAUUGGGGUUUCCCCCCCAGCAUUUUAAACCUUAACCGUUUCUCCGCAAUUUUAGCAUCAAAACUUUCUCAAAAUUUUGUAUUGUUUUUUCUCCUUCGCUUUCUUGAAAAUUCCAGCGACAGUAAGAGCAUGCGCGUGACGUCACCGAGUACAUGUUAGGAGAAUUUCAAAGUUGAUCUAUUGAGUAAAAUUGUUUACUAUGUAAUAUCUUCUGCUUAUAUAUUAUAAAAGAAAUAGACGAACUCGUCUCGUGCGUUUAUCGUGUGAUAAUGCACUCGGGGAAUGUUGGGAGAGCACUCGAGAAGCGUGUAAAACACUCGGCUACGCCUCGUAUUUUACACGCUUCUCUCGUAUUCUCCCAACAUUCCCCGCGUGCAUUAUGACAAUAUGACACCAUCAACGCACUCGACUCGUUUUCCAUUUCUUAAAUAGUGCAUGACUAUGUGGAUAUCGACAGAAGAUGUUCCUUCCUUUCUUUCACUUUAAUGAUCCAAGCCCACAUCAGCUGAAAAGCAGGCGGGAAAUAAAUUGAACACACGCGAAAUUAUUGUGGAACGUAGUGAUCAGGGCGAAGUGAACCAUUAUACAGUACAGUAUGUACACUCCUUAAACACUGGUCAAUGCAAGACUCGAUAUAGCUUUUUGUUAUUUUGCUAGGGUGAACAGCUAAAGUGAUUGGCUGAUUGUGGUCACGUGGCUUUAGUAGUAUAUGACGCUGACAACACCAUAGAUAUAUUUUUCAGUUAUUUUCUAACCAAAGUUGAUAGGAGAUACUGUAUCUCACAUUAAGUUUAUUUCAUUUACUCUCAUGUGGUUAUCAAGACGACAUGUCUAUGCGGAGCAUCAUUGAUCUAGUAAUUCUCUCCCUUUCCAACCCGAACCCCACCCCCCACCCCGAAAAAAAUGUGUCCAAAAUGAAUAGUCCUUUUUAUAAAGGAGGGCUAAAUUUGAAUGAAUUUACCGUAAUUACCAAGUUAAUGCAUUGCUUUGAUCUUGUGUAGUUAACAAAACGUCUAGUGAAAAGGAGGUUGUGUCUCAACCAGUGAAAAUGAGGUUGUGUCUGGACGUGGAGGUAUACGUAAGAAUGGAGUUUCGCAACAAUUUUUCUCCUCUCUUUAUCAAUGCUGGCCUGGUCAUUGCGCGAAUUAUAUUCUGGAUGCGAAUUCGGUUGACAUGCAACAGAUCAUACUUCCCCUCUCCUCCUCUUCCGAGGAAAUUUUUCCGAAAUCAUUAUUCAGUAACCUGUUAUGCUAGUUUUCUUAACAUAUAUCAACGAUUGUCCUUUGCAAACUUUAAAUUCAACUUUAAAUCUUAAACUUUAAACUCUAAGCAUGCAAAGCGUAAUGAGAGCAUCAUUUAAUCAUUUUACAAAUCAUAUAUGGGGCACAUUUCUUAGAGACAUGGCAAAUAUCUCAUCAAGCGAACAAUUCAUUCACAAAUGGCUGUAAUAAUUAACUUCUGAACUUGAAACUUGUGUUCCCAUUAAGCUUUGCGCGCUUUGAGUUUAAAGUUUAAAGAUGAUUUUCCACUUCGUUCUGCACAUCAGUUCUGCUCAUAACAAAGGGAGACCCCCAUGCAGAUAUAAACAUUGCUCAACUUUGGCAUCUUUCGAAUUUUUUUUAAUUGAAACGUAGAGUUUAUAUUCAUUUACCAGCAUAGCGAACCAGGAAAGUGUUUUAUUUUACGAAUAAAGUGAUUCAAAACCUAAACAAAGUUCACGCAUGCGCACAUGAGUGGACAUCAUCUUUAAGGUUUAGAGUUUGGAAAAGGUUUGCAAAGGACAAUCUUUUUUGAAUUGGCUGUAUAACUUGAACACUGGCAUCUCCCUCACUAAUGAUGUCGUUGACGAUAAAAGCUUAGAUAUCGAAUAGAUAAUAAUAAAGACCUUUUCUAAAGUAUUUUAAUUAAAAGUCUAUCUUAUAUAACCGCAACUUAGGCCUCAUUCAAACCAACCCCAAACACAUUUAUACUAGAUAUAAUUUUCGAGGUGUACCAAGAUUUUGCCAUGUGAAAGUCCGAAACUCAACUGUCUCAUUUUUGUCGGACAUCCGUGCAAUGUGCAUGUAGAAGUACGCCACAGUAGUAUUUUUUAAUAUGUGCAGGGGAGAAAUAAAAUUUGUUAGACACGUUAUGGAAUGAUAGCUUUUUAACUCUAUGCCAUUUAUACUACAUGAAAUUUUAAUACGCUAGGAUUUUGAUCCAGCAAAUUGGUCUUAUUCAGCAAAUUUUCCGCCAGUACCGCAGGCUCGCAUUCUCUGCGGACUUCCGGUGAAAAUGAAUAUUAUGACUGCUCUAGGGCAAGCGGUGAUGAAAACCUAUUUAUACACAAUAAAUCUGAUGCUGCAUGAUUUCAACGGUGCAGUCAAAUCAGACUUUUUAGUUUAAACAGAGCUAGAUUGAAAGCUACACAGCUGCUAAUUAGCUCCUUGUCUUGUAUUUGAUAAAAUAAAUAUAAUACAGAAUACUAAGGGUAUAAAUACAAUAAUAAUAUGUCAUUAAAAUCUCUUUGUACAGGCGGAAAAGGAUAGCAAAAUGAAGAGGGAAUCGGUCAUUAAAGUGUGUCAAAAAUAUAAUGUAACGAAUGUCAUGGAACCGCCAGCUGAUAGCAAAGACCGAAAAAGGGCACGGCAAAGGCGCAACGUGCUUGAUCAUUUGCUUGUGAACAAAGAACACAAAGUUCUUUUUUGCUUUAUACCUAAAAUUAGCUGUACAAACAUACAAAGUAUAUUUGCGGUUAUGGAUGGAUUGUAUCCAAGUGUAGAAGAAGUCAAUGGUCCUAGGGUGCAUACACAAGUCGUACGUUUGUCAAAUAAAAAGUUCAAUGAAACGCAACGAGAGUACAUGCUAAAAAAUUUCUACAAGUUCAUGAUUGUACGAGAUCCUUUCGAGCGGCUUGUGUCUGGCUACCGAGAUAAAUUCCAACAUAACAACAGUAUCAAAUUUUGGGCACCUCUCGGAAAACGGAUAAUAAAGAAAUAUCGUUUUAAUAAUACUAAUUCAAAAACAGUUAUAACUGGACUUGAUGUGAGUUUCACGGAGUAUGUGCGUUAUUUGAUUAACAAUCCGUCUUGGGAGGUCAACGAGCAUUGGGUACCAUACGAAGACCUAUGCAGGCCUUGUGAGGUGAAUUAUGACUUCAUCGGCUCUAUCGAGAAUCUCAGUCGAGAUGUGACCCAUGCUAUGAAACAGAUACAUGCAAAUGAAACCAAGUAUCAUGUGAUGCACACCAGCGCUGCGCUAACCAAAACAAAACGAGAAACAGCAAAUUUUCUUAAAGAACUUUCCCGAAACUACUUUGCUCAAUUAUUGAUUGCUUUUAAAACAGACCACGAGUUAUUUGGUUAUCCUCUGCCCGAAUACGAUACAUUGGACAAGCGUUACCCCGCCUGA
Molecule: messenger RNA, 5631 nt
Organism: Paramuricea clavata
Lineage: Eukaryota; Metazoa; Cnidaria; Anthozoa; Malacalcyonacea; Plexauridae
Source: the annotation of a GenBank genome assembly